AUGGUAGAACCUAAACGGAUCUCCGUUCAUCACGCUCUCGGCGCUGGCUUAGUUGCUGAUGUGCUGCUAUGGAAGAAUUGGCGUGGAGGAGUUGCGGUGCUGAGUUCGGCAACCACAUUGUGGUAUCUGUUUGAGCGAGCCGGUUAUAACUUCUUGUCGUUUGUGGCUAAUGUGAUUUUGCUUCUCGUCGUGAUUCUGUUUUUAUGGGCUAAAGCUGCUAAUCUUCUUAAUAGACCACUACCUCCUCUGCCUGAUCUGGAGAUCUCGGAGGAAACUAUUGGGAAGUUUGCCGAUGUACUUCAAAUUUGGAUAAAUCGGGCUUUGUCUGUUGCACAUGAUAUAGCAAUUGAGAGGAAUUUGUUGCUUUGUCUACAGGUUGUUGGUGUAUUGUUGACAAUAUCUUACAUUGGUAGUCUGUUUAACUUUCUGACUUUGAUCUAUAUAUGUGUUCUUCUUAGCUUGUCUCUUCCUGUGUUGUAUGACAAGUACCAAGAUCGAUGCGAUGAGAAGAUACACAUUGUACAUGAGGCUAUUCACCCACAUUAUCGAAAGAUUCACAGCAUUAUUUUGACCAUUAUUCCAAAUCGUGCAAAAAAAGAAAAGAAGGUGCAGUAG
This is a messenger RNA of Lathyrus sativus (Indian pea), 615 nucleotides long. The record is from the annotation of a GenBank genome assembly. NCBI's taxonomy places the organism in Eukaryota, Viridiplantae, Streptophyta, Magnoliopsida, Fabales, Fabaceae.